AUGGCAGCCCAUAAGGAGGAAGGCGACUUUGCUAUCGAGCAGCACCUCAGCAAUGCUCAGGAUGGCGCCACCGCGACCGAAAAGGAACAGGCUCAGCUCGCCGGCCUGGCAAAUCAACAAGAGCACGACCUCGGAAAGAGGGCGUCGUUGAAAAGGUAUCCCAUCUCCUGUUUUUGGUGUGCCUACGCCGUCUGGUUGGUCCUGCUUGUCAGCUUCGAGAACCAGGCUGCUGGUAACAUCUUGGGCAUCCCAAGGUUCCGCGAAGAUUUCGGCGCCCCAUUCAAUGGCGACUUUGUCAUCCCGGCCAACUGGCAGUCUGCCUUCAGUGGCGCCCCGAUCGCAUCUCAAAUCAUAGGCGCCUUGGGAGGCGGGGCGCUGGCCGACUUCAUUGGACGCCAACGCGUGGUGAUGCUCGCCUUGGUGAUCACCUACAUAGCGGUGACGCUCGAGUUCGUGUCAACGACCAAUGCCAUGUUCUUCGGUGGCAAAUUCCUCAACGGCUUCGCCAUUGGCUUCUUGCAGUCGGUCACUGUGACUUAUAUCGGCGAGGUCACCCCUCUUGCUCUCCGCGGCUUCUUCACAUGCCUUUCUGCCGCAAGCUACACAUUAGGCCCCCUUGUUUGUGCCUUGAUCGUCAACGACACGGGAACUCUCCCCACCCGCUGGGCGUAUAGAUCGGUGUUUUGCGCGCAGUAUGGCUUCGCAGCCUUCGCGACGGCUGGCGUGUUCUUCAUGCCCGAGUCCCCCUGGUGGUUAGCUAGCAAGGGCCGCGACGAUCGCGCGCUGGAAAAUCUCUCCAAGCUCGGCCACAGAGGAGAAGAAGGCCACAAGAGGCUGGCCAUGAUCCAGCAGACCCUGAGAGAGAUAGCCAAGGAGACUGCAGGCACCUCAUACCUCGAUUGCUUCCGCAAGAGCAACCUCCGCCGGACCGUCAUCAGCAUCGCGCCGCUUUGCAUCCAGGCGCUGUCGGGCAUCGUGUUUGCGGCCUCCUACUCCACCUACUACAUGCAGACCGCGGGCUUCAGCACCCAGCUCAGCUUCCAGCUGCAGAUCGUGCAGCAGAUCGUGUCACUGCUCGGAAACGUCAUGUCAUGGUUCCUCAUCGAUCGCGUGGGCCGCCGCGCCCUCACCUUCUGGGGACUGUUUGUUUUGACGGCUGUUCUUUUCGUCAUGGCCGGGCUCGCCGUGGCAGGAAGCCCAGGAGCCAUCAAAGGCACUGUGGGCCUGAUCCUGGUCUAUUGUUGGUGGUACAACGUCACCAUCGGUGCCACGGCCUACACGAUCCUGUGUGAAGUUUCCACUGCCAGAUUGCGGGUGAAAACGAUCGCAAUUGGAUCGUCGGCCCAGGCGCUGCUCAACAUGAUGUGGAGCUUUGUGCUCCCCUACCUCUUCAACCCAGACAAGGCCAACCUCGGCGCCAGGAUAGCCUUCAUAUUCGGCGGGCUAGCCGUGCUGUCAUUGGUCUAUGUUUGGUUCUGCGUUCCCGAGACGGCAGCGCGAACGUACGAGGAGCUGGACGAGAUGUUUAUCAAGGGCGUGCCGGCGAGAAAGUUCAAAACUUACAAGCCUGACGCUGAAAUACGGGGCGAGGAAGCACAGGCUAGGAUUAAGUGA
This is a messenger RNA of Pyricularia pennisetigena, 1614 nucleotides long. RefSeq lists its product as uncharacterized. Gene Ontology annotation, molecular function: carbohydrate:proton symporter activity. The record is from RefSeq and is a predicted model, not a curated record. Gene Ontology annotation, cellular component: membrane. The transcript is spliced from 4 exons. Bases 1 to 1614 code for a protein of 537 amino acids. NCBI's taxonomy places the organism in Eukaryota, Fungi, Ascomycota, Sordariomycetes, Magnaporthales, Pyriculariaceae. Gene Ontology annotation, biological process: carbohydrate transport; transmembrane transport.